GUGACCGAGAGCUUCCUAAGCAAAGAAGUCACCUAUGUGGUUUCCAGCAGCAAAGAAGCCAAGCGAGACAAAGCCAAGACUCGAACUGAGAAGUGGAACGAUGUAGCUUCAGAGGAUGCAAAAGCCACGAGCCCAAUGCCGUCAGCCACCAAAGGGAACCAUACCAGACCUCACCAGAAGCCGCCAGACACUGCUCUGAUCAGCAGGGGAAAGGAACUGCUGCAGAAGGCCAUGAAGAAUCAGGACACCUGCAGUGGCAGCAGUAUCCUCGCCAACGCGCGCCUGUGGGGAGUCCAGAUCUUGCACGUGGAUGAAAUGUUGUCAUACACUCAGCAGCUGCUGCGUGCCAUCUCGGGAGCCAGGAAACGGUGCCAGAAACCAGAGGCAAAAUGCCUUGCAACUGGAUCAAAAAUUCGCAAAGGAAAAUUGAAGCCGCCUUUUCUGAAGGUUGAAGACCAGAGCAGGCAGUUCCAGCCCUUCCAUCACCAGUUCAAAACCUUUCCCAGCCUGAACUUCCUGGCACCCAAAUCCUCCAGCCCAUUCGAGCCUCUGAAAAGCUUCUCGAAUUCUUGCAGAGGCAGGGGUGUGGGAGGCUGUCCGAUGCGCAGCGAGAGGGAGAAGAGCCCCCGAUCUACACCGGUCACUGUGCCGAAGAAAAAGAGGGGAUUUUGUGAGUGCUGCCAAGAGACCUUUGAAGAGCUGCAGAAGCAUCUCCAGAGCCCCCGGCAUAAGCGGUUUGCACUGGACGACUCGCAGUACGCCCCUGUGGAUCGCGUCAUCUCGCAGCUCACCGGCAGCUUUGUGGAGCAGUCAGCCAG
Tauraco erythrolophus (red-crested turaco) is the source of this 818-nucleotide messenger RNA. The record is from RefSeq and is a predicted model, not a curated record. Lineage: Eukaryota; Metazoa; Chordata; Aves; Musophagiformes; Musophagidae.